Ichthyophthirius multifiliis is the source of this 7918-nucleotide messenger RNA. RefSeq lists its product as hypothetical. The transcript has 10 exons. Gene Ontology annotation, molecular function: adenylate cyclase activity. Gene Ontology annotation, biological process: intracellular signal transduction; adenylate cyclase-activating G protein-coupled receptor signaling pathway; cyclic nucleotide biosynthetic process. NCBI's taxonomy places the organism in Eukaryota, Ciliophora, Oligohymenophorea, Hymenostomatida. The record is from RefSeq and is a predicted model, not a curated record.
AUAAGAUAGAAUUUCAAAUAAAAUAGGUUCAUCGUAAAUAAAAUUAAUUAGUUUAAUACCUUUUAAAAUAAUGAUAUAUUUUGAAAGAAUUGGCACAUUAAUAGUUUUUUUCAAUUUUUUAACUGGAAUAAUUCUUUUAGAAACAAACGAGAAAUUAUAAAAGUAAUAUUUUUCAUUUACAAUAGGCGACUUAAUAUUAGUUUAUGUAAUUCCUUUUAUAAUUUCUUUAUUUGUAUUUAUUUUGAGAUAAUUAAACUUAGAGAAAGAUAAAGAUAUUAUUUAAUAUAUAAAUAAAUAAGAAUGUUACAUUUUUUCGAGAUUCAAAAAAAACAAAAUCUUAAAUUAAGUAGAAGACGAAGAAUCUUAAAACUAACAAUCAAAAGAAUAGGAAAUACCAGAAAAUAUUAAUUAUAAUUAAGAGAGAAAUACUAUUAGUAAUAUUAAAUAAAUAAAAACUACAAAUAAUAAUCAAUAAACAAUUAAUAAAAUAUAAACUAAACAAUUGAAUAAUUUAAAAUCCUCUCAAUAAUAAAAAACUGUAAAAAUACUAGAGAAAGUUAGAUGGGAAUAAUUAGAAGUAGGAAAUAUUGUAUGGCUUAAAUCCGGAGAAACUGCCCCAGCAGAUCUUUUAAUUCUAGACACUAGGUAAUCUAUAUGUACAGUAGAUGAGGAAGCAAUAAAUGGAAAAAACAAUUAAAUAAUAAAAACAGCAGCACAAUUAACUUCUGUGUCUGUCCAUUCUAAAUUAAAGAUGAAUAUGUUUGAAUAUAGGAAAUUACUUUCAGGAAAAAUCGAAUAUGCACGAUAAACAAAAAGGAAAGAAUUUAAUGGUUUUUUAAAAAUGACAAAUGAUCCCAAAGGUGAGAAUAUAAACCAUACUAACGUAAUUUUUAGAGGCAGUAAGCUUAUAUAUGGGGAUUGGUUAUAUGGACUAGUAAUUAAUGCGGGUAAAAAUUGUAAAAUAUAUCUAUAGAAAGAAGAAAAUGAUAAUUCGGUAAUAAACUCCUUUUUCGGUUAAAAAAUAAGGACUCUAUUUAUAAUUUCAUAUAUUUAUAUAUUAAUAUGUUCUUCAAUUUCACUUAUUUUUUUAUAUAUAUUGAACUAAAUUAAUUAUUCUGUGGGUUUUUCAGAUGAUCCUUCUUAUGUUUUUUAUUCCUUUAUAUUGGAUUAUUUACAUAUGAUGCCUAUUUUUUUUUAUACUAUUAUUGAUUUUGUGGAGUUUGUUAAUGAUAUGUAUCAUAAUAAAUACUAUAAAAAAUUCAGCUAAAAUAACACUAAUAAUUAAGUUGGGAAUAACUUUUAAGUUCUAAAAAGCGUAUCUUUAGCUGAUCUUUCAUUAACUAAUUAUGUAUUUUUAGAUAAAACAGGGACUAUUACUGAAAGUGAAGAAUAUGACCUAAAAAUGAUAAUUAUAGAUGGAAGAAUAUAUAAUAUGAACCUAAAAGUAGCUUAAUAAAUUAUCAAAAAUAAAUUCUUAAGUUCAAAAAAUUUUAAUAAAAGUGUAGCUGAAUAAUAAGGAAAUGAAAAUAUAAAUAUAGCUGAGGAAAAGGAUAGCAAUAAUUAAACAAACAUAGGAGAUUAAUAAAUACAAUUAUUAAAUAAUGUCCCUUAGUUUAAAAAUACUAAAGAUAAACUCGUUUUUAUAAAUUAAAGAUCAUAUUUAUAAGAAUAAGAAGAUAUAGAAGAAAAUAAAGACCUUAUGAAAUUCUCAGUUAGUUAUAAUUAAUUAAAUUAAAAUUUGUCUAAAAUAGGAGAAAAGUCUUAUUUUUAAAAUUAAAAUAAAUAAAAUCAGAAUAUGAAUGGAUAAAAUUAAGUAAUAAUAUAUAUAUAUAUAUAUAUAUAUAUAUAUAUAUAUAUAUAUAUAUAUAUAUAUAUUUAUUUAUGUAUGUAUGUAUGUAUGUAUGUAUAUAUGUAUGUAUAUUCAUAAAUAUUUAAAUAUUUAUAUUUUAAAUUUAAAUUUGAUACUAUUUAUAAAACAUAUAUUUUUUUAAAGGAAUAUAUAAAAUACUAUAGUUAAUUUUAAGAAGCAUAUUUAGAUGAAAAUAAUUUUAUUGAUUUAUUAAAUAGUGACUACGAUAAAUAACACCAUGAGGUUUUAUUAAGUAUAUUAAUUUGUCAUUCUAUGAAAAGUACAUUUGAUACAUCUUAAUAGAAAAUACUUAAUAGGGAUAUAAGCAAAGAAGUAAAAUGUCUAUAAUAAUUCGCGAAUAUAUUUAACUAUGAAUUUAAAUGCUGUUCAAUAUUUAAAAACUAAAUAAAUUCUCCAAACUAUGUUUUAUCAAUAUAGAAUACAUAUGUAGUAUAUAAAAUUCUUUCUAUUUAAGAAUAUAAUAUAAACCGAAAUUAUUUUUCUGUCCUUUUCCGAGACGCAAACAGCCAAUUUCCUAAUAGUGGCUCUAUUCUAUACUGCAAAAUAUCCCUCUAAAACUCUGAAAUACCUUCCAAUAUAAUUUUCAAAGACAAACAAUAAAAAUCUUUAUUCGAAAAAUAAGUUCAAUUUAUGAUCUAGAAUGGGAUGCGGCCCAUAAUAUAUUGCAAAAAAGAGCUAAACGACGAAAAAUCAGACGAAUAUCUUCGCCAAUACGAAAACCUAAAAAAAAACUUAGUUUAAGAUUAAUAAAAACUCCAUAAACUUUAUGAAGAAAUCGAAUAAAAUUUAACAAUAGUCGCCAUUUUCGGAAUAUAGGAAAAACUAAGAAAAAAUACAUAAAAUACUAUCCAAAAUAUGCGAUUAGGCGGGAAAUAUGUAUGGAUGUUGACAGGAGAUAAUUAUUUAAAUGCCCUAACUAUUGGAUAUUCCUCAAGUAUAAUAGACUAAAAUUAAUAAUUAGUCCAUUUAGAAGGAAGAAACUACGAUAAUAUAAAAAACUUAAUAAGAGAGUAAUUAACAGCUAUAUAAAAUGAGGGGAAAUUGGAUAAAUUAAUUCCCUAAAAUUUGAAUACAUAUAAUAAAUAUAUGUAAAAUAUCUUCAAUUCGAAGCCCAAAAAUAACUCUAUAACCAAUAGUGAGACUCGAAAAAGGACUCUUUCAUUUAACCCUUAAUAAAAGCCUUAUGUUUUUUCCCUUAUAGUAUCUUCAGAAGCUUUAACCAUUAUAUUUUCAGAUAAUUAUUUACGCAAUCACUUUUAUUUUUUAUGUACCUUUACCUCCUCAGUAAUAGGAUAUAAUCUCUCUACUUCAUAAAAAGGCUGGUUAGUGAGAAUGGUUUAGUAGAAAUUUUUAAAUAAUCCACGAACUUUAGCCAUAGGAGAUAGUUAUAAUGAUUAUGAUAUGAUGAAAAGUGCCGAUAUAUCAAUUUAAAUGGAAAAUUAGUAACAUAAAAUAGAUUAUUUAGGGGAUAUUUUAGUAAAUGAUUUCUUAUGUAUAUCCAACAUUUUAUAUUCUAACGCUAUUUUUAUGGCUGAAAUAUAUGAGGAAUUACUCAUUUAUACGUUCUAUAGGGCAUUCGUGAUGGGUUAUAUAAUAAUGUUUUUUAAUAUAUAAAUAAUUACAUACGGGAGCUCUUUAUGUAGUGCUUUAUAGAUUUUUUUUUAUCAUUCAAUUAUUUAUUUAGUAGGUAUUGUUAGUUAUUUUGUUAAAAAAUACACUAAAAAGCAUAAAUAUACAUAAAAUAUGGAUAUUUUAAUUAAGUAGUUUUCUAUAUAUAGAAAUUAAAUAAAAAAAUAAAAAAUUCUCCACUUUUUUUAUAAAGUUAUUUUCCAUUCUUAUUUGGAAGCUCUUUUUAAUUUUUUAGUUAUUUUUUAUGCAGUCAAUUUUAUAACGACAACUCAAGGAAAAACGUAUACUAUUGUAAAUAUGUCAUCUUUGGGAUUUUUUAGUGUAGGAAUUUCUUCGUGUAUUAAAAUUUUAUCAGCUUAAAAAUAAAAUUAUAAGGAAACAUUGUCUACUGUAUUUUUUUAUUUUAUUGCUUGUGCUAUUUAUGCGCCUUUAGAAGAUUUAUAUAAGGACAAUUCUUUUUUUUUUUAAGAGUUUAAAGAUUAUUUCAAAGAACAAAUCAUGUUUUUAGUUUUAAUUAGUCUUUUUUUAUUAAUUUUUGCAGUGGAUAUUUUCCUAGAAUUUUUUCCAUAUAUUUCGGCUUUUUUUCCUUAAAAUAUUAUCAGAUAAACAUAAAAAUAUAAUAUUAUUACAGGAAAAAAUAAUUAAUAAUAAGAAAAUAUAAAUAAAAAUUAAUUGUAAAAAUAAUAUAUAGCAAGAAAUGAAAGUAAAAAAUUAACUUGUAUAAUAAAUUAAGUCAUAACAAAAAUUUUUCCAAAUGAUAAAGAAUAGAAUAUGGAUAUAAUAUUAUAAAAUAUGAUUUAAAAUGAUGAUUUUACCGAAUAAAGUUCCGAUAUGAAUAAUACUACAUUAUAAUUUAAAAAUUCUGAUUUAGAGAAGAAAUUUAAAUAGAAUUUAAUGAAAACAUGGUUAAUAUUUAAUAAAUGGAAUUAAUUAGCUAUUUUAUGUUUAUUAGAAAUACUUAUAUUAAUUUAAUACUUAGUAAAAAGUGACUAGAGUUUAUAUUUAAAAUAAAUAAUAGUCUUAACUAUCACAAUAAUUUUAAUAGGAAUAUUUUGUAUAGCUUCUUUUAGUAGUAAAGGAGAAGAAUAAUUUUAUAAAAUAAACUUCGGGAUGUUUAUUAUACGUAUAUUAUCUAAAAUAUCCAUUGACUUUAUUUCUUAACAAAAUAAUUUCCUUGAAAGCAUACUUUAUAUAUUAUUUUCUAAUUUCUCCAUUUAAGGAAGACCAGAUUUUGUUAUAUAUGCCACCUUUAUAUAAACAAUUAUUUAUAUUAUUAAUUAUAUAACUUCAUCCUCUUAAUAAAAAUUAGGAAAUGUUAAAGUUUAUAUAUUAGUUUCUGUUAUUUUUCUUACAGCUUUUUUUGAUUUAAUGCUUAUAUAUAAUAAAUACUUAUAUGAAAAAGUUAUAAGAUUAGAUUAUUUAAGUUAAAAUAAAUUAAGAAUCGAAAGCCAGAAAAUAAAUAAUAUACUCUCUAUUUUAUUACCUAAAUUUGUACGUGAAAGAAUAUCUAAUUCUGGUUAAAUAUAAUUAUCAGAAGAUUAAGGUGAAGUAGGCGUUUUAUUUUGUGAUAUUUGUGAAUUCGAUAGUAUAUUAGAAUCUGAAAACGAGAAAAUAGUAGUACUUUUAGAUAAUUUAUUCAGAAAUUUUGACGUUUUAUGUUCUUAAAAUGAAUGUACAAAAAUUGAAACUGUCGGUAAAUCUUAUGUAUGUGCUUCUGGUUUAAAUUUAGAAUUAAACAUUAAAAAAAAACAGAAUUAAUUUAAUUCUAUCGAAAAGUUAAUAAAUCUUGGAUUUGACAUGAUGGAGUACGUCAAAAAAAUAUCUUGGGGUCCUAAUGGUGAAAAAUUGCGUGUAAAAAUCGGAAUUCAUUACGGAAGAGUUAUCGCAGGAGUCCUAGGUUACCAUAAGCCUUAAUUUUCAUUGAUAGGGGACACCAUAAAUACAACUUCUAGAGUAAUGUCAACGGGUGAAGAUGGUCGAAUGACAAUAUCUGGAGCUGCUUUUGCUAAAAUAUAGACAUAAAACUUGGUAAAUUUUAAGUAUAAUAAAAAAGAAGUGGAAGCAAAAGGAAAAGGAGUAAUGUUGACUUAUUAAAUUUCUAAAAUGGGAUAAAUGGGAAAGAUGGCGAAAAAAACGGAAAUGUAUAAACACUCAGUUAGAAUGAUUCCAAAAGGCUCUUAUUCGAAUUCUCCAACUUAAGCCUCAAAGUUAAAUUUUAAAUAAAAUGGAAUUUCGACUAAUAAUGUAUCUCUAUAAAAAUUAAAAUUAACAGUCGAAACUAUUAAAGUUAAUGAUUAAUAUAAAAAAAAGACUUAAAUAAGAAAAAAAACUUUUCUAAUGAAUUAAUAACUUAAUAAUAAAGAAAAAUCUAUAAAUACUAAUAUUAUUAAAGAUAAAUUAAUUAUAGAAAAUAAAACACCUUAAAUGUCUAAAAAUUCAUUACAUUCAAAAAAUAGUUAAAAUGUAAAUUUUAAUAAUAAUCAAUUAACUAAUAUAAAUAAAAUCGAAUAAUAAAUAAAAGAAGAAAUACACAUAUAAUACAUAUAAAAUAUAUAAUUAGAAAUCGAUUCGGAUAUGAUAAAUGAAUUAUUUGAAUCAAAUGAAGAAGAUAGAAAUACUUUCGAUAAAGAUAAUAAUUUAUAAUUAACUUAAAAAUCUUUAUAUUUGUCUUUAGAUCCUUUAAAGGAAGAUACAUUAUUCUUUUAUUAAGAAAUAUUAUAAUAAACUAAAAAAUAAAUAAAAAUUAAGUUUUUAGGUUUAUUAUAUAUUUUUCUAUUAAAGACCAUAAUUACUUUUCUUAUUAAAGAUUUUUUUGGAGAUUUUUUUUUAAUAGAUAUUAUUCUUAGAUCAAUUAUGUGUUUUUUUUUGAUUUUUUUUAACUGUUUAAGAGAUCGAAUUUUCGUGAUUACAUUCGAAAGGUUCAAAAAAAUUCUUAAAAUAACAAUGAUUGCAUUCCUCAGCGUUUUAAUAGCAGAAAACUUUCUUAUAUUAUACCCUGAAUAAGAAUUAGAUAUGAAAUCUGCAAUUUUUAAAAUAUAAUUAGGAGAAUAAUUCUUGUUCUAUAUAGUUUUAUCUUCAUUUAAUAUGCUAGAAUUCAGUUUUUUAAUUGUAUUUUAUUUAAUUUUAGUAUCUUCAUGGAUAAUAAUAUCAUUAUAAUAACAAAUUGAAAGUGAUAUAAUUUAUUUCGUUUUUACAAUAGGCCUUGCCCAUUUGAUUUUUUAAUAUCUUUUUUUUAAACUGCAUAUAAAAUCAUAUAAUAACUUAAAAAACCUAACAAAAAAAGCUAAAGAAUAAAAUUAGAUUUUAAGCAAUUUAUUACCAAAGCAUGUUCUUGAUAAAUUUUUAAAUAAUCCUUAAACAUAAAAACUUGAAUUAGUAGAUUAUUUUGAAAAUGUAACAAUUUUAUUUGCUGAUAUUGCAGGUUUUACUAAAUACUCGAGUUCUGUUGAACCUGAAUAAGUAGUAAAUAUGUUAAAAAAGCUUUUUUACGAAUUCGAUAAAUAUUCUGUAGAAAACGAAGUCUUUAAAUUAUAUACAAUAGGAGAUUGUUACGUAGUUAUAGGUUUUACGGAUAUAAGGAAACGAAAUCCUGCUGAAGAGGCUAUAAAUGUUGUUAAUAUGGCUUUUUGUAUGAUUGAUACUAUCAUGUAAGUACGAGCUUAAGUCAAAUUCGAAGAAUUAGAUAUGAGAAUAGGAGUACAUACAGGAAAUAUAAUAGGAGGAGUCAUAGGAACAGAUAUUGUAAGAUAUGAUAUAUACGGAAAAGAUGUUGUUAUAGCUAAUAAAAUGGAAAGUACAGGAUAAUAGGGGAGGAUAUAAGUCUCUAAUGCUACAAAAUUACUUUUAGAAGAUUGCGGUUUAUUCGAAUUUGUAGAUGAAAAUUAAAUUCAUAUUAAAUCUAUAGAUUAUUGGGUAGAUACAUGUUUUGUGAAAUACAAAUAAGAAGAAUCUCAGACAGAAAAUAUAAAAGAAUCUAUUUCAUAAUAUAACUAAUCUAAUAUUGAUAUGGAAAAAUUAAGUUUAAAAAAAGAAGAAGAAGAAGAAAAAAAAAAUGAAGAUUUUUAAAAUAAUAAUGAAUAAGAAUAUAUAAUUAAAAAAAUAGUUUUGAUUAAAAAAUACAUUAAUAAAUUUUAAAUAAUAAUAAAUUUGAAGAUAAAUAAAAUAUAAAAAAUUUAGAAAUAAAAGAAGAAGACGAAGAAGAGGAUAUAUGAUAAAAAAAUACUUAUAAAUAUAUAAAAAUAUUAUAAAUAUAUAUAUUAUAUAUAUAUAUAUAUAUAUAUAUAUAUAUAUAUAUAUAUAUAUAUAUAUAUAUAUAUAUAUAUAUAUUUAUUUUAUAUAUAUGUCUGUAUUUUUUUAUUUUCAUCUGCAAUAAAAACAUCCCAUAGUAUUUCUUGCAUAUCCAGGAUUCGUUUCCCUUGA